Messenger RNA from Scophthalmus maximus (turbot), 1574 nucleotides. It is a transcript of the gene angptl5, whose product is annotated as angiopoietin-like 5. The transcript is spliced from 8 exons. The coding region runs from base 338 to 1477 and encodes 379 amino acids. The record is from RefSeq and is a predicted model, not a curated record. Lineage: Eukaryota; Metazoa; Chordata; Actinopteri; Pleuronectiformes; Scophthalmidae.
CAUCCAGGCUUUUAUCACCAGCCCGUUUACAAACCUGACCGCCUCUCUCAGGGCCUGUUGUCAUGGGUAUUUACAAGGAAAAAAAGUGGGAGGGGCUGAUGGAGGUGGACGAAGGGAGGCUGUGAGGAGAGAGUGAAGUUUGACAAGUUAGAGGAAGGAGGAGAUACAGAGAAGACUCAGCAGAUGAGAGAGACAGAGGGAUGGUCACGUGAAGGGGAAAAGUGCCGACUCGGUGGAAAACGGAGCCUAAAUGAAGGAGUGGCUGCUGGUGACGGAGUGGACAGAGCUCAGCCCCCUUCGCUCCUGGAGGAAAUAAUCACAGUCAGACACGACUGACAUGAUGCAGACAACAGUUGUCCUCCUGCUGCUUGUGCCUCAUCUGCUUUCCUCCGCAGACACAGGAAGCAGCACAGAUUUAAACCAAUCAGAAAUAGAUAUUGAGGACUUAUCUGAUGCUCCUGUCGGAGGGGUCAAAGGUCGAGACACAUGCUCCAUACCGUGUGAUAUCACUGUCAAGCUGCUACGAGAUGAGAAACAUUCAGUCUGUGGCCAGCUACAGCAGUCACUGUUGGCGUUUGGACGCAGCACCCGGAAGCUGAUCAGGGAUGUGAUGGAGGAGCAGCAGAGAGCCCUGGACAUCCUCAGCAGUCAGGUCAUAGAGCUGAUGGCCAAAGUGCAAACACUCAACUCCGAGGUUCAGAGGAGCAACACCGAGAUGUACUCGGUGAAACCUGUGCAGUCCCACGGACGAGACUGCAGCGACAUAAAGGACAGUCUUGUGUCAGUUGUCCCCAAGAUCCCCAGUGGUAUUUAUAUCGUCCACCCAGAGAACACUGACUCUUCAUUUGAGGUCUUCUGUGAGAUGGACUACAUGGGAGGUGGAUGGACGGUGGUGCAGAGGAGGACUGACGGAUUAACUGACUUCAAACGACCCUGGGCGGAUUAUGCGGAUGGAUUUGGAAACCUCGCAGGAGAACACUGGCUGGGCUUAAAGAAGGUGUUUUACUUGGUAAACCAGAAAGAAACUCGGUUCCAACUUCAUGUUGCUCUGACCUCCCAUGAUGACAUCACCUCUUAUGCAUCAUAUGAUGAUUUCCGGCUGGACAGUGAAACACAGUUCUUCUGUAUACACCUGGGCCGAUAUGCAGGCAGUGCAGGCGAUGCAUUUCGUGGCUAUGACCAGGAACAGAACCAGGACACGGCUCCCUUCAGCGCCUCAGACGUGGACAACGACGGCUGCAACCCUUCCUGCUCCAUCGGCAACCGCACGGUGGAGAGCUGCAGCGCCCAGCACAACCAGACAGGGUGGUGGUUCAACCAGUGCGGCCUGGCAAACCUCAACGGCUGCCCUGAAGACGCCGAGCAGAGCCAGGGGCAGAGGACUCACAUCCUGUGGGACACGUGGAGACAAAACGGGGUCGCUCACACCAUCAAAUCUGUCACGAUGAAGAUCAGGAGGAUCGCAACCAAUAAUUGACGAUUGUCAGAGAAAGGAGAAGAGCACAGUCAGUCCUGUUUAAGUUGCACUGCAUCUUUGUACACCCCAAAGUUUUAUUAAAACAAGAUAGAAGAUA